Molecule: messenger RNA, 831 nt
Organism: Phalacrocorax carbo (great cormorant)
Lineage: Eukaryota; Metazoa; Chordata; Aves; Suliformes; Phalacrocoracidae
Source: RefSeq, a predicted model, not a curated record
GGCAGGGGAGUGACUCGGUGCGCUCCUAUUGGCCGGCGCUGGCCAAUAGCGUUUCCCCGCGGGCGGUGGCAUCUCCCGCGCGGGCUGGGCCGGGUCAGGGUCAGGGUCAGGAUGGUGCGGACGAAGGUGGGCUGUGGUGGAGCCUUCCGCAAAGUGCUGGCCGCUCGGGCUCCCCGGAAGGCGCUGGGCUCCAGGAGCAUCAAUGCGGGACAGUCACUGGCUGCUAAGAGAGGCGAGGGCCGCCGCGUCGGGGGCAACCAGGUGUGCGUGAGGCCCGUCCCCGCCUGGCAGAGGGGCAUCGGCGAGUUCCUGCGACUGCCGCAGAAGGAGAACCGGGCGCCCGGCGGAGAGGCGGCAGGGAGCAGCGGUAUGGGCUCGGCCCCCAAAAAAGCUUGCCCCCUGCCAUCAGAUACUGCAGAAGAUGGUGAGUCCUCUGAAGAAGAGCAGACGUGAUCUGACCCCAACUUUAAAAAUAACACUUCUCCUAUACUCAAGCUGGUUUUGGUAUACUUGUAUAGUUUGGUUUUUUUUUUACAGUUUGUUAUGGCUAACGUUCAGCUGUUGUACAGAACUAAAAGCGUGAGAGACUGCAAGGGCAUUGUGGUAAAAUUAUGGUGAAAUUAAUAUAUACUUUUUAAAGCUUGACAUUCAGUAGAAGUUACUGUUUUAAUUUUUAUCUUGGUUUCCUUGAGUUCCUCAGUGACUCCUGCAUAUUGUGUGGCUUUUAUCUUUUGAUUGCUUUGUGCUUUCCUACGACUUGUGUGAUCGUGCUCAGUAGUUUUUUUUAAUAACACUGAAGCAUUCUGAAAAUACAUCUGUCUCGUGUCUUCA